AUGUUCGUUUAUUUCAUCGUUUCAGGUCAUCACAUUUCCACACCUUCACCACAUAGAGGACCAGCUCCCCGACAAAGACAAAAUAUACCUCUCUGGCAGUUUAUCAAAGAACUUUUAAAGCAAGCUGACAAAUUCGGCGAUUGUGUCAAAUGGCUCGAUCGUUCUAGGGGUGUGUUUAAAGUAGAAGAUUCUUCAAGACUAGCCAAAGAAUGGGGCCUUCGUAAAAAUCGACCAAAAAUGAAUUACGACAAAUUAAGUCGGUCCAUUCGUCAAUAUUAUCGCAAAGGAAUCAUCAAGAAGACUGAACAAUCCAAACGUUUAGUUUACCAGUUCUGUACGCCUUAUUUAUAG
Messenger RNA from Lottia gigantea (owl limpet), 351 nucleotides. RefSeq lists its product as hypothetical. The record is from RefSeq and is a predicted model, not a curated record. Gene Ontology annotation, cellular component: nucleus. The transcript has a single exon. Gene Ontology annotation, molecular function: DNA-binding transcription factor activity, RNA polymerase II-specific; sequence-specific DNA binding. Bases 1 to 351 code for a protein of 116 amino acids. Gene Ontology annotation, biological process: cell differentiation; regulation of transcription by RNA polymerase II. Lineage: Eukaryota; Metazoa; Mollusca; Gastropoda; Lottiidae.